AUGGAGACGCCUUCUUCGACCGCAAGAAGAGUCACAAGAUCACAAGCUAUCGCCAUGUCUGCUUCCAACCCCAUUAACAGUAUUCCAAUUUCAAGAAAGAUAGAGGAUUCCGAGAAGAGCAUGUCGAAAUCAAGACAAAGACAGGGGCAAGUGCAACACCAACCGGAUCGGUGUGCACUGAUCGACAUAUCAAAUGAUUCUCCGAUCGUCGGGCUUGCGAAUGGUGAGAUCGAGACACCGUUGUCGAGUAUUGCGAAACAGCGGGGAAGCCGGAUGAAGAAGACUCCCGGGUCUGGUGAAGCUUUGUUGAGGGGUCAGGUGAAGACCCUUUUGCAGAAAGUUGAAGAAGAAGCUGAGAUUUCAAAACUCACAAUGGAUGGUCGUCCUUUUCUUCAGUUUGUUAACUCUCCAAUGCAUCUUCUUGCUCCAACUCCUGCGAAUACCCCUCAAAUCCCCAAUAUUAACAACACUGUCCCUGGUUUCACAGAGUUCUCACCUUCUUCUGUUGUCCAAGAACAUCUCAUUCCUCAGGUGGUGAAUGACGGAGCUGUUGGAAAGAAUGAAGAGAACAUUGAAUCUGAAAAGAGUGUGGUAAGUCCAGUGCUGUUAGAUUUCUCAGACAAAUCUGAGGUUACAGAAGAUUCUAAGAUGGGGUCAACAGAAGAUGAUGGCGAUUCCAUUUGGUCAAUUCAAGUGAAUGCAAGUACACAUGAUGAUGAUGAUGACGAAGAUGAGGAAAUAACUGAAGUUGAAUAUGAUGAUGUAGAAGAUGAUUACUAUGAAGAUGUUGAUGAUGCGGAAGAGUAUGAUGAUGGAGGGUUGUUGCUUGAUGAACUGUGUGAGGGUUUGAGCAAAAUUGGUGUGAAUGAGAAGGUUGUUCCAAAAUUUGCUGGGAAACAUACUAGGUUUGUGUAUGGUAGUGAUGAUGAUGAUGAGAUUGUUGAAGAGGUUGUUGAAGAUUUUGGUGGCUGUGAUUCUGAGGUUUUGCAUUUGAAAGGGUUGCCUACUCCAAAAGGAAAGCACAUUCGUUUUGAGGGAGAGGAAGAUAACUGA
Molecule: messenger RNA, 1053 nt
Organism: Lathyrus sativus (Indian pea)
Lineage: Eukaryota; Viridiplantae; Streptophyta; Magnoliopsida; Fabales; Fabaceae
Source: the annotation of a GenBank genome assembly